Molecule: messenger RNA, 402 nt
Organism: Penaeus chinensis
Lineage: Eukaryota; Metazoa; Arthropoda; Malacostraca; Decapoda; Penaeidae
Product: pro-resilin-like
Exons: 3
Coding region: 1-402 (133 amino acids)
Cellular component (GO): extracellular matrix
Source: RefSeq, a predicted model, not a curated record
AUGAAGGUAACAGUUGUCUUUGCCCUUUUGGCGGCCGUGGCGUCGGCGAUUCCUGAAGAAGGCUACAACUACCAGGCACCAGGAGGCCAGGGAUUCCAGUACCCCUCCGCGCCCGCCCAGUACGCCUUCCAGUGGGACGUGAAUCACGCACCUUCAGGGAACUUUUACGGCCACAAAGAGCAGAGAGAAGAUGCCAACACUCAGGGAAGUUACUACGUCCAGCUGCCUGAUGGUCGCCGUCUUCUGGUCGAGUAUUACGUGGACGCUACCGGUUACCAUCCCACCGUCACCUUCGAGGGAGAGGCGCAGUAUCCUUCGGGAGGGAAUCGGGGAUACGGUCAGUCCGGUCAGGGAUCGAGCCAAGGGUCUCCCUCGCAAUUGUAUGGCACCCCAUCAAAAUAG